GAAAAAGAAGAAAAAGAAGAAGAAGAAGAAGAAGAAGAAGGAGGAGAAGAAGAAGAAGAAGAAGAGACGUCAGUGAGUGAAGAUGAACAGUCUACGGAGGAGACGAAUGUGGAAAGUAAAAAGGAUGAUCCUUCUCUUUACAUCGACACAAGUGGGAGAUACGUCAGGACCACCUCUGAGGGUCCUUCUGUUUCCUCCUCGGAUAUAAAACACAUCCCCGGAGUAAACUUCAUCAUUCAGAACACACAGAGAUCGAUGGAUCCCUCCGAUCCUCCAGAGUCCUCCGAUAAAUCAUGUGAUGUGACUCCAGAGACUCCUCUAAGAAAUGACGGUACGGAGAAAUCUACAGAUCCAUCUAAUCCGAAGGAAUCUUCCCAAAGCCACGGAGGAGGAGAGAGUUCCUUAUCCUGUUCGGUGUGCGGGAAACAGUUCACUAAAAGCCAAGAGCUUCUUAAACAUCAGAAGACUCACAGGGGCGAGCGUCCCUUUUCGUGCUCGGAGUGCGGGAAACGUUUCACUCAGAAGGCUCACCUCCUGACGCACCAGAAAAUCCACUCGGAAGAGCGUCCUUUUCCAUGUUCGGAGUGCGGGAAACGUUUCCGCCAGGAAGAAAGCCUCCUUACGCACCAGAAGAGUCACAAAGCCGACACAUCUUUUUCAUGCUCGGAGUGCGGGAAAUGUUUUACCAAGAAAAGGAAAUUUCUCGCCCACCAGAAACUUCACAAGGGCCCCCGUCCUUUUUCGUGUGCAGCGUGCGGGAAAAGCUUUGCGACCAAACAGCACUUAACUAUCCACGAAAGAAUUCACACGGGGGAGCAUCCUUAUUCGUGUUCAGAGUGCGGGAAGCGUUUCAUUCAGAAAUCUAAUUUUCUUCGGCACCAGAGGAGUCACGCGGGUUUGCGUCCUUUUUCGUGUUCGCAGUGCGAGAAAUGCUUCACUAAUAAAAGAAGCCUUCUUAAGCACCAGAAAGUUCACUCGGGGGAGCGUCCUCAUUCCUGUUCAGAGUGCGAGAAAUGUUUUGCCCGGAUAGAAGAGCUUCAUAAACACCAGAGAAUCCACAGAGGUGAGCGCCCCUUUUCGUGUUCGGUGUGCGGGAAAAGUUUCACUAAGAAUUCACACCUUAUUUCACACCAGAGAGUUCACACGGGUGAGCGCCCUUUUUCAUGCUCAGAGUGCGGGAAAUCUUUCACUCAGAAAACAAGCCUUCUGAACCAUCUGAGGAUACACACAGGCGAGCGUCCCUAUUUAUGUUCAGAGUGCGGGAAAUGUUUCGUCCGGCUAAAACAGCUUCAGAAACAUCAGAAGUUUCACACGGGCGAGAGUCCUUAUUCGUGUUCAGAGUGCGGGAAGCGUUUCAGUCAGAAAGAAGGGCUUCUUAUACAUCAGAAAAUUCACACGGGGGACAGACCUUAUCCAUGCACAGAGUGCGAGAAAAGUUUCAUUCAAAAAGGAGACCUUCUUACCCACCAGAGAAUUCACACGGGCGUGCGUCCUUUUUCGUGUAAAGAUUGCGGGAAAACUUUCACUAUGAAACAACACUUGCUUACCCAUGAGAGAAUUCACACGGGGGAGCAUCCUUUUUUGUGCCAAGAGUGUGGGAAAUGUUUCAAUCAGAAAUCGAACCUUUAUAGACACCAGAGAAGCCACAUGGGCGUUCGCCCCUAUUCAUGUUCAGAGUGCGGGAAACGUUUCACUGAUAAAAGAAAUCUUCUUAAACACCAAAAAACUCACACGGGGGAGUGUCCUUAUUCGUGUUCAGAGUGCGGGAAGUUUUUCAGUCACAAAGAAGGUCUUCUUCUACAUCAGAACAUCCACACUGGUGAACGACCGUAUUCGUGCUCAGAGUGCGAGAAGUGUUUCGUCCAGGAAGAAGACCUUCUUACCCACCAGAAAAUUCACACGCGUGAGCGUCCUUAUUCGUGUUUAGUGUGCGGGAAAUCUUUCACUAUGAGACAACACUUAAUAAGCCAUGAGAGAAUUCACACGGGGGAGCAUCCUUAUUCAUGCCAAGAGUGCGGGAAACAGUUCACACAGAAUUCAAACCUUCUUAGACACCAGAGAAGUCACAAGGGUGCGCGUCCUUAUUCAUGUUCAGAGUGCGGGAAAUGUUUCACUGAUAAAAGAACUCUUCUUAAACACCACAAAAGGCACGUGGGGGAGAAAUCCUAAUUCCUAUUACCCUUUCCACGUUUAGACUGUGGGGAAGAUUUUUGUUAGAAAGAAAGCCUUGUUGGACAUUUGGGAAGGAUCCUUUUCUUCAGAGUGCGGGAAAUGUUUUACACCUGAAUUGAAUCUAAUUAGGCCUCAGAGAACUAAUACUUCUGUUGACAAAGGUUCACUCCAUAGAGGCUACAGGUGGAGUCCAUUGGGUUGAGCUUCCUGCUGGCUACGCGUAGAGUCCAUUGGGUUGAGUCUGUAGAAUUCAUUAGAUUCAACAUCCUGCUGGUGUUAAGCAGAGUCCAUUGGGUUGAGUCCGCAGAGUCCAUUGGGUUGAGUCCAUUGGGUUGAGUCCAUUGGGUUGAGU
This is a messenger RNA of Rana temporaria (common frog), 2524 nucleotides long. RefSeq names its product gastrula zinc finger protein XlCGF26.1-like. Lineage: Eukaryota; Metazoa; Chordata; Amphibia; Anura; Ranidae. The record is from RefSeq and is a predicted model, not a curated record. Bases 256 to 2169 code for a protein of 637 amino acids. The transcript is spliced from 2 exons.